GCUGUUUUGUUUUUUUGUUUCAGUGUUCAUGGAGCGAAUUCUGACGUUACUGAACUCCAUUAAGAUCACGCAGCAGAUUCACACAGACUACUUCUCUGUAUUGAUGAAAAAAAAUGAAGAUGCCCUUUUGGAGCAAGUGGACCUUCCCGAUCUACCAUUUUCGUCACUUUUUGCGUUCCAGCAAUUUGAUGAGGGGCUUCUUGUGGAUGCCAAAAAAAGGCGGGCUAUGAGGGAUCACAUUGCAAUACAAGGAGGCGACACAACCAAAGAGAAAACCUCACGAAUUCUUCGCACCAUCCUUGCACCAGCAGUGGCUACAGAGUUCAGUUGGUUUGGGGCCAAAGGCAAGAAAAAGUUUGUGGACACAAACAUCUGCAAGCUGAUGUGCACCACCCUAACAGACAAGCAAGUGUCUACCCAGGUGACCGCUACAAUAAAAGAAAUUGAGAAGUCUGCAAUGUCAUGGUUUAGACAUGCUGCAGAGAGGGCAGCUGCCUUGCAGAAGAAGAUGGAGGCCGAGAAGUGCUUCGAAAUGCCUGAUGAUCAUGCUGAGGGAUAGAGGAGUUUGUCACCACCCAGGAACCCAGGAGUUGUCUAAAAUGCAAA
Molecule: messenger RNA, 606 nt
Organism: Rhipicephalus sanguineus (brown dog tick)
Lineage: Eukaryota; Metazoa; Arthropoda; Arachnida; Ixodida; Ixodidae
Exons: 4
Coding region: 29-559 (176 amino acids)
Source: RefSeq, a predicted model, not a curated record